CGUCUUCCAAAGGAAAUCUCCAUGGAAAACAAGGAUAUCUACCUUGAAACAAGCAAAGCCGAAAGAUCAAUGUGGUUAAUGAAGUGCCCUCGUUUGGUUUCACGCUCUCUCCAACGCCCUCAACCCUCCUCCUCUUCUUCUUCAGCUUCAGCUUCUCCUUCUCAUGCGGUUGCCAAAGUUAUUCUUUCCAUUGACCCUCGUGUCUCUAGUGAUGACAAUGACUCCUCUUCUCCUCAGUUUACCAUGGAUUUGGUUGGCACAGAAACUGGAGAUGUACCGAAGAGUUAUUCCAUGGACAUGACCAAAGACUUUGUUCCAAUGUCUGUGUUUUCACAGACAUCCCAAGGAAAGCUUGCAGUUGAGGGGAAAAUACUAAACAAGUUUGACAUGAGACCUCAUGAUGAAAACAUCGAGAACUAUGGGAAACUCUGCCGUGAACGGACAAAUAAAUCUAUGAACAAAUCCAGACAGAUACAGGUCAUCGAUAAUGACAAUGGAUCACAUAUGAGGCCAAUGCCAGGGAUGAUUAUCGCUGCUGUAUUCAAUGAAAAGAAGAAGGCACCUGCCAAGACAUUAGAUACAAAAAGAACACGGAGGGAUCGUGGAGAGAUGGAAGAUAUUAUGUUUAAGCUCUUUGAAAGGCAAACGAAUUGGACUUUAAGACAACUGAUUCAAGAGACAGACCAACCAGAACAAUUUCUGAAAGAUAUACUUAAAGACCUCUGUAUAUACAACAACAAGGGAACUAAUCAAGGGUCAUAUGAGCUGAAACCGGAAUACAAGAAAGCUACCGAUGGCACUAACUCUUAA
Hibiscus syriacus is the source of this 810-nucleotide messenger RNA. RefSeq names its product general transcription factor IIF subunit 2-like. Bases 22 to 810 code for a protein of 262 amino acids. Gene Ontology annotation, cellular component: transcription factor TFIIF complex. The transcript is spliced from 6 exons. Lineage: Eukaryota; Viridiplantae; Streptophyta; Magnoliopsida; Malvales; Malvaceae. Gene Ontology annotation, biological process: transcription by RNA polymerase II; transcription initiation at RNA polymerase II promoter. The record is from RefSeq and is a predicted model, not a curated record.